GAUUCACAUUAUUCUAAAUGUCAACUGAAGUCUCUGAUAUUUCAUAAUAAUUUCAUAUAAAUUGGUUGAAUAUAAUGUGAAAAUUAAUUGAUAAAAUAACUAAAUGCAAAGAAUAUGCACGAUGGAUGACUAGAUAAUCUUUGCAUCUGCAUCGUAAAUUACGUUAACCUCAAUCUAAUAUAAAGAUUUUCUGCUUUGAAAUAAUUGUUUACAAGUAAACUCGAAGUAUGGAACUAAAUACACUAAGAAAAUUCAAAAUGUUUAAUCACCCCAAUUUCUUGAAUUUCCUCAAAUCUAAUAAGAACCACUCUAUUGCAAUAACUCAAUUCAUUGUUGUACGUUGAACUAACAAUAAAUUAUGGGAGGAUCAGUAAGCCAAGUAUUUCAUACUGGAAGUGCUUUAUUAACAAACGGACAUGGUCAUAAAGUAUCCGAUUCUACUAAACAAAAAGUUCAGACAAUUUUUGAUGCUUUGCGAGCCAAUCCUAAAGUUGGUGUACAAAGACUUGAAGGUCUACUGCAACAAAUACCUAAAAAUGAGAAUAUAUUGACCAUCCAUGAUGAAACAGGUUAUAAUUUGCUUCAGAAGUGUGUAGGAGCAAAUAAUGUUGAUCUUGUUCGUUGGUUAUUGGCUAGACACUCAGCAGGAGAAGUAAAUAGAUUUCCUUGUAGUCUUCCAUUACAUAUAGCAUGUCUCAAGGGUCAUGAUGCUUGUGUGGAAAUGCUUUUGAAGCAUGGUGCUAAAAUAGAUGUUGAAGCCAGAAUGUGUUGGCCUGGGCCACACAGUAACAGUUGUGAAGAUAGAGGAAAAUUUUCAUCAGCAUCUAUUCCUCAGGAAGAAACUUGUAUUGAGAGGGAUUCCCGAGACAGGACACCUCUUAGCAAGUUACAGUCUGCUAUAUAUUAUGCUUUGGAUGGUGAUCAUGUAAAUGUGUUGAACAUGAUCUCACAGAAAGCCGAAGAUCUUUGGGUUAGGAAUGGUUUAUUCAGAAGUCGUAAACCACUUUUGCAUGCAGCUUGUGAAAGAGCAGCAUGGCGUUGUACUCAAUUCAUCGUAACUGAGAGAAGUGAAGAAAUACAUGUUCUUAAAGAUGAAUAUUACCCUAUACAUUAUGCCGUUCUACAUGAUAACAAGUUUUUAGAAUUAUUGAUUAACGCAGGUGCUGACACUACUGUAAGGACAACUACCCAACAAAUGACGCUGCUUCAUGUUGUAUUAUUGGUGGCACACAAGUCUGCCGAAGACACUUUAGCUACGAUACGUUUACUCUUAGAUCACGGUUGCAAAGAGCUGAUCAAUGCCCCAGAUAGUUUAGGAAACACGCCACUGCAUGCUCUUAUAGUUCGUUAUGCUUUGGAGGAUUCACAAUAUGGAUACGACAGGUGGAACAAAUGGGAUGUACUGCAUCUGGUCCGCUACCUCAUACAAGCAGGUGCAAAACAAUCGAUCAAUCAUUCUGGCAAUUCGGCUAUAGCUUGUGUCCUCAGACAUGUUCGACAUGAUUGGGAUGUUUGUUACGAACUGCUGACCAUGCUUUUGCAUGAAGGUGGUGAUCCCAACAUGGUAGGACGGGACGGGUCCGACUCUUUAAUGGUGUGUUUAAUACCGCUUAUAAAUAAGGAUCCCCUCCACCACUUCACUCACAAUAUGAAGGUUUGCUAUCUGAACUGUAUCAGAAUCCUUUUGAAAGGAGGUGCAAAUCCUAACUGCAGCUAUCGAGGCAACCUCACACCUCUUCAUGUUCUGGUUUUUACCGUAUCAGAAAACAUAACCUUGAAUUGCGAAGAACAAAAGGAACAGAAUUUUGAAUUCAUCAAGAAUUUAUUGAUUUUAUUACUGACCCAUGGUUUAGAUCCGAACAUAAGAGUGAACAGAAGAAACCAAAAUAUAUUACAAUCGUGUAUGGAUAUGAUACAGAAUGUGAGGGAAUGUAAGGAUAUCCUCUAUAUGUACGACUUGACACUGACUCUAAUCCAAUAUGGUGCUAAUCCAGAUCUGAGCCUCAAUAUUUCAGAAGCAAUAAAAAACCAUCCUCUGCAUUUGCAGUCACAGUGGAAACAGAAGAAUUUCAUUUUAUAUUACUAUGUGAUGUUAAUAUCGGGAAAAGAGAAUCUCAUAAUGGACCCCAAAAUGACCUUUUCCAAAAUAAUUAACCUGUUUCAUCAAGUAAUGAGUCACAAACCUUUAUUUGAAUGUUUAAAGAUCCUUCAUACACAGCAGUUGAGUCUCGUGCCAGGAAAAACGACUGAGCCCUUGACAAAUAUCAUAACGGACUUAUACAACAAACCAAGAACUUUGAAGCAGAUUUGUAGAGUUAAAAUUUUAAUUUGCCUAGACAGAAGACCAGGGUUGUACAUAAAUAAGCUGAAUUUGCCAAAUCAACUCAAGGAUUACAUUUUAAACUGUGAAUUGUAGGACGGCAUAAAAAUUAUAUUUGUUGAAUAUGAUAGAUGCCCAAUUGUUCAUCUUCAAGCCAAUCAUAACCAUGUGCUUGUUUUGUAUUUAAUCCACCAGUCCAGAAAUUCGAACAUAAAUGUGCAAAAAUUUCAAAAUAAAUUGAUAGUGUUGAAUGUUCAAUAAUUCUUGAAAUAUAUUAGAAAAGUUUUAUUGA
This is a messenger RNA of Harmonia axyridis, 2612 nucleotides long. RefSeq names its product ankyrin-1. Gene Ontology annotation, cellular component: ciliary inversin compartment. Gene Ontology annotation, biological process: protein localization to ciliary inversin compartment; intracellular signal transduction. Bases 359 to 2416 code for a protein of 685 amino acids. Lineage: Eukaryota; Metazoa; Arthropoda; Insecta; Coleoptera; Coccinellidae. Gene Ontology annotation, molecular function: protein binding. The transcript is spliced from 8 exons. The record is from RefSeq and is a predicted model, not a curated record.